CGCGUUCACUUACCGUGACGUACAUCGAAAAUUGUCGGUGCACAGCUGGCAGGCUUGGUUGCUUGGCAUCCUUCUCCACGCCGUCAGCUAGAACCCAUAAACAACAAAAUGACAAGGGGAAAUCAGCGUGACCUUGCUCGUGCUAAAAAUGCCAAAAAGCAAGGGAAUGACAAGGGAAAGAAGGCAGAUGAUGGCAUGUCUGCAGCUGCGAGGAAGCUGAGGGAUGCAGAGAUAAUGCAACAGAAGCAGAAAAAAGCCAAUGACCCUAAGCCAGGCGAUGAGAAAGCCAAAUAGCAGCAGGAUACAGAGCCCAAACACAACUAUUCUCAGAUCAAGAUGUUACCUAUUAUUCAAAGAUGACCAGUUAUUUUUUUGUCCCAUGCUGUGGGGUACAGAACCAGUUUGUAAUCUUUUGUGGUGGAGGUUGUACUGUAUAGUUUGAGAAAUGAAUGGUUUUGAAUGACUAAUGCUUAAGCCUAUUUCAAUACAGGUCUAAUGUUAAAUCAGUAUUUACAAUGUAAAGAGCAGAAAUGUCAAACUUCACUACUUAGAAUUACAAAACAAUCAUAUUUUUGUAUCCCUCCUAGAUUUUAAAUAACUCAUCUAGUGAUUUUGUUAAUGGUUGUCUAUACCAUGUUUAUUCUUACUUUUAUAUUGAGGAUGGGAUAUACAGUGCUGUAAGAUGAUAAUCAAAUAAACAAAUGAAAGGAUUCAA
This is a messenger RNA of Coregonus clupeaformis (lake whitefish), 715 nucleotides long. RefSeq names its product small EDRK-rich factor 2. The coding region runs from base 109 to 294 and encodes 61 amino acids. The transcript has 3 exons. The record is from RefSeq and is a predicted model, not a curated record. NCBI's taxonomy places the organism in Eukaryota, Metazoa, Chordata, Actinopteri, Salmoniformes, Salmonidae.